UGAGGGCGCACACUUACGCACAUUUACGCACAGUUACGCGCAAAUAAGCAAACGCGUCUGAAACUUAGAAGAAAACUCUCAAUAGUUGAAAAGUUUCAAACGACCAAUCAGUUAGAAUUUUUUGAAAUGAAUAACAAGGUUAUUUGCCUGUUCUUGCUUGGAAGCUUGAUCUUUUGCUGUGGUGGAGGUGUUACAGUGGAUCCCUGCUGCUCACAACCCUGCCAGAACCAGGGUGUAUGUGUAUCUAAAGGCUUCGACGCCUAUGAGUGUGACUGCACCCGGACUGGAUACUACGGAGAAAACUGCACCAAACCGGAACUUUCCACAUGGAUCAAGUCCAUUCUGAAGCCAAGCCCAAGCACAGUACACAACUUGCUGACACACUAUAAAUGGAUAUGGGACAUCAUUAAUAAUGUCUCGUUUCUGAGGAACACUUUGAUGCGCUAUGUUCUCACAUCAAGGUCAAAUUUGGUGGAAAGUCCACCAACUUACAAUGCUGAUUAUGGCUACAAAAGCUGGGAGGCAUACUCCAACUUGUCCUACUACACUCGUACACUGCCCCCAUUACCCAAACACUGUCCAUCAACGGGCUCUGUGGCUCUUCCUGAUCCCAAGGAGGUGGUGGAAAAAGUCCUCCUGAGACAGAAGUUCAUUCCUGACCCACAGGGUACGAGCCUGAUGUUUGCAUUCUUCGCCCAGCAUUUCACCCACCAGUUUUUCAAGUCUGACUUUAAGAAAGGACCAGCCUUUACUAAAGCCCUGGGCCAUGGAGUGGAUUUAAGUCACAUCUAUGGAGGCAACCUGGACAGACAGCACAAACUGAGACUUUUCAAAGAUGGAAAGCUGAAAUAUCAGGUGUUGGGUGGUGAGGUGUACCCUCCUCUUGUUAAAGACAUUCAGGUCGAGAUGCACUACCCACCUCACAUUCAGGAGGAGUUCAAAUUUGCAGUGGGCCAUGAAGCGUUCGGCCUGGUCCCUGGCCUCAUGAUGUAUGCCACUAUCUGGCUUAGAGAACAUAACCGUGUGUGCGACAUCCUGAAGCAGGAGCAUCCAGACUGGGACGAUGAGCGUCUUUUCCAAACAACACGUCUUAUACUGAUCGGUGAGACCAUCAAAAUCGUGAUUGAGGACUACGUUCAGCACUUGAGCGGCUACCAUCUCAAGCUUAAAUUUGACCCUGAGCUCCUCUUCAACGAGAGGUUCCAGUACCAGAACCGCAUCGCAUCUGAGUUCAGCACGCUGUAUCACUGGCACCCGCUGAUGCCUGACACAUUUCACAUCCAGAACCAGGUGUAUACACACCCCCAGUUUCUCUUCAACAACUCCAUAGUGGCACAUCACGGGAUCAGCAACCUGGUGGAGUCUUUCAGCAAGCAACAGGCUGGCAGGAUCUCUGGUGGAAGGAAUCUGCCUGCUGUAGUGCAGAAAAUGGCUACUAAUGUCCUGGAGCACAGCCGAGAGAUGCGUUAUCAGUCCUUUAAUGCUUACAGGAAGCGUUUCAACAUGCAGCCAUAUAGAUCGUUCGAAGAACUGACAGGAGAUAAAGAGCUUGCAGCAGAUCUUAGGAACCUGUAUGGAGAUGUGGACUCUCUGGAGCUCUACACUGGGCUUCUGGUGGAGAAAACAAGGCACAAUGCUGUGUUUGGAGAGACCAUGGUUGAGAUGGGUGCCCCCUAUUCCCUCAAAGGGCUUCUGGGAAAUCCUAUCUGCUCACCAGAGUACUGGAAGCCAAGCACGUUUGGUGGCAAAGUGGGAUUUGAGAUUGUAAACACAGCUUCCCUGAGGAAGCUCGUUUGCCUCAACCUUCAAGGACCUUGCCCAUUCGUGUCCUUUAAAGUGCCUGAUGACAAAGUGUACAAUUUAGCAAACAUUAACUUGAAUUCAACUCCUGGUGAGGGAGACAUCAAUCCCACUGUUCUACUGAAAGAACGGACAUCAGAGCUUUAAAAGUAUUUUUUUAAAUGUUUUUAGUAUUUUUUAAAAUUAUUUAUGAAAUUAUUUAUUUCAAUAUUUAUUUAUUUAUUUGUUUGUUGCAGCUAAU
Messenger RNA from Tachysurus vachellii, 2041 nucleotides. RefSeq names its product prostaglandin-endoperoxide synthase 2a (gene ptgs2a). NCBI's taxonomy places the organism in Eukaryota, Metazoa, Chordata, Actinopteri, Siluriformes, Bagridae. Gene Ontology annotation, biological process: cyclooxygenase pathway; response to oxidative stress. Gene Ontology annotation, molecular function: prostaglandin-endoperoxide synthase activity; oxidoreductase activity, acting on single donors with incorporation of molecular oxygen, incorporation of two atoms of oxygen; heme binding. The record is from RefSeq and is a predicted model, not a curated record. Gene Ontology annotation, cellular component: neuron projection; cytoplasm. The transcript has 9 exons. Bases 127 to 1947 code for a protein of 606 amino acids.